AUUCAUUUCACAUUCAUUCAACCAUCUUUUCUUGAUAUUAUCAUGUCUACCUCGUCGGAAAUUGUGGAUUCCGGUAGAUUUUCCGGCCAAAAUAGAGCGCCGGAGAAGUCCAAUUUCUCCCACACUUGUAACCUUUUCUCUCAGUACUUGAAGGAAAACGCUUUCCCUGAUCUAACCCUCGGUAGGAGGGUAACAUCACCAAGCACUGCCACCAUGAAUCUGUUCCCGAUGACGGAAACCCCACGCCUCGCCACCCAGAAACAGCAAGAUCAAUCAAGAUCCAUGACUAUAUUCUACGAUGGUCAGGUCAUGGUGUUCAAUGAUUUAACUCCUGAAAAAGUGAAGGAGAUCAUGAUGUUGGCUGAAAAAGGGAUUCCCCAUAAACCCACCACCUUCUCAUCGUCCUCCAUUGCCACCCCAAAACCAGAAGAACCUUCCAACAAAACUGGUCUACCAAUUGCUUCUGGUUCAGAUCUACCAAUUGCAAGAAAAGCUUCACUCGCUAGAUUCUUGGAGAAGAGAAAAGACAGAAUCACAGCUCGAUCGCCAUACCAAAUGGAAGGUGCUCCAAAGCAAGAAGACAGCAAAACAUGGUUGGGACUUGGUGCACAAUCUGAAGUCCAGUUUCAACCCCGAUCGUAGCAUGUUAACCAUCCCAUAUAUCGAUAUACGUUUAGGAUCUAUGAUGGUGUUCUUAAUUAUUGUUCUUUUUUUACGGACGUCCGUGUUAACUACAGAAUCUCUAACCUGUUUUUGCAUCUUUUCAUCAUCAUGAAAGAUGUAUAGUAAUAUUUUUCCAUCUCAUAUGAUAUGAUAUAUAUAUAUAUAUAAAUCUUAUUGUUUUCCA
Molecule: messenger RNA, 847 nt
Organism: Cynara cardunculus var. scolymus (artichoke)
Lineage: Eukaryota; Viridiplantae; Streptophyta; Magnoliopsida; Asterales; Asteraceae
Product: protein TIFY 10A-like
Exons: 3
Coding region: 43-642 (199 amino acids)
Biological process (GO): regulation of jasmonic acid mediated signaling pathway; regulation of defense response; response to wounding
Cellular component (GO): nucleus
Source: RefSeq, a predicted model, not a curated record